UAUGACCCUGAGGGAGGCGCCAUCACUCCUGUGGCCAGGGUUGUGGUGGAACGCAUUGCCAGAAAGGGUGAACAGUGCAACAUUGUGCCAGAUAAUGUAGAUGACAUUGUAGCAGAUAUUGCCCAGGAGGAGAAGGAGGAAGAUGACACUCCUGAAACAUGUAUCUACUCCAACUGGUCUCCGUGGUCUGCCUGCAGUUCAGCCACUUGUGAGAAGGGUAAGCGAAUGAGACAGAGGAUGCUGAAAGCUCAGUUGGACCUGAGUGUUCCCUGUCCACAUACUCAGGACUUUGAGCCGUGCAUGGGGCCUGGCUGCAGUGAUGAAGAUCCUUCCACCUGCAUGAUGUCAGAGUGGAUUACAUGGUCGCCGUGUAGUAUUUCCUGUGGGGCAGGCACUCGUUCCAGGGAACGUUAUGUGAAACAGUUCCCUGAUGAAGGUUCAGUGUGCACUGUGCCCACCCAAGAGACUGAAGACUGUGUGGUUAACGAGGACUGCUCUCCCAGCAGUUGUCUGGUUACAGAGUGGGGUGAAUGGGACCCGUGUAGUGCUACUUGUGGUCUUGGCAUGAAGAGGAGAGAGCGCUUGGUGAAGAUGCCUCCUGCAGAUGGCUCCAUUUGUGGCACAGAGGUUUUACAAGUGGAGAAGUGCAUGAUGCCGGAAUGUCAUACAAUCCCAUGCUUGCUGACUCCAUGGUCAGAGUGGAGUGACUGCAGCGUGACAUGCGGGAAGGGUCUGAGGACACGACAGCGCAUGUUCAAAUCACCUGCAGAGCUGGGAGACUGUAAUGAAGAUGUGGAACAGGUGGAGAAGUGCAUGCUGCCUGAGUGUCCCGUAGACUGUGACAUGUCUGAGUGGACGGAGUGGUCUGAGUGCAACAAAUCCUGUGGGAAAGGUCACACAAUUCGGACUCGCAUUGUGAUGAUGGAGCCCCAGUUUGGAGGAGACCCCUGUUUGGAAACUAUCCAGAGGAAGAAAUGUAAGAUUAGAAAGUGCAGUAGAGGGCAAGGCAAUAGUGAAGAGAAGAGACGACGCAAGGAACAGCGUGAAAAACGAAGGAGCAAACAAGGCAGGGCUGAGGGCAACACUGAGCACCCAGGGUGUAGAAUGAGACCAUGGUCAAGCUGGACAGAUUGCACCAAACUAUGCGGUGGAGGUAUUCAAGAACGACUCAUGUCAGUAAAGCAGAAGUUUAAGACUGUCCAGCUGUCCAGCUGCAAGGACAGAAAGGAGAUCAGGGCAUGUAACGUCCACCCCUGCUAGGAAGUCGAUAGCAAACAGGGUGGUUGACAAGAAGAGAGCUGGAAGUUGAAUUGACAGUGGGACUGGGAACAGAACAAGGCAUACUGUCGCACAAUGAUCCAAUGCACUCUGUUUAGGGCUGAAAUUAUACCUUUUUUUUAUCAUCAU
Messenger RNA from Nematolebias whitei (Rio pearlfish), 1407 nucleotides. It is a transcript of the gene spon1a, whose product is annotated as spondin 1a. Lineage: Eukaryota; Metazoa; Chordata; Actinopteri; Cyprinodontiformes; Rivulidae. Gene Ontology annotation, cellular component: extracellular matrix. Gene Ontology annotation, biological process: cell adhesion. The record is from RefSeq and is a predicted model, not a curated record. The annotation marks the transcript as partial. The transcript is spliced from 8 exons.